Molecule: messenger RNA, 2436 nt
Organism: Penicillium cosmopolitanum
Lineage: Eukaryota; Fungi; Ascomycota; Eurotiomycetes; Eurotiales; Aspergillaceae
Product: putative PHD finger domain protein
Exons: 7
Coding region: 1-2436 (811 amino acids)
Biological process (GO): regulation of DNA-templated transcription
Cellular component (GO): RSF complex
Source: RefSeq, a predicted model, not a curated record
AUGGUAACGCGAAAGCGCAGCCGCUCUGAGGCGGUCGCUACCACUGAGAAACAGCCUGCGGAGGAACUUGGGCUUCUCCAGCGCAUUCGGAAUAGCUGGGAGUUUGCCAGUCUUAUGCAAUACAUCGCCAUCUUUGGAGGAAUCAUGAAGAUCGAUAACGAGUUUGAAAUCGAGGACCUAGAGGACGAAUGCCUGAAACCCGAACCUUCAUACAAAUUGCUUGAGAUUGGAUUAUGUCUUCUGAAGUGGAUAUCGUCGCAUCGUGGACUCACGUUCGACAACUUCGACGAGUAUACCCGGCGUCAAUACAAUGCGAAGGCUUUGGACAUACCCAACCCCUUCGGACAAGAUGAAGUCCCCUUACGAUUCCUCGAUUUCGAUGUUUUUCUGAAGCUGCGGGUUCUCCACCAACUAUCAGUGUGGACAUUCUGGAACCAGGAUCGUAUCCGCGACAAGAUGCCUGAGAAGAAGGAGAGCGAACAACUGCAGUGGCGCAUCGAAGAAUUUGGAUGGGACCGCGAUGGCCGAUCCUAUUAUGUCUUAGAUGACAACCGCCUCUACCGUCGAACCGAACCCGCCAUUCCUGCCCCUCAGCGACCGAAGAAGAAGCCGAAGAGCAGGUCCUCUCGCAAAUCUCGUACUUCGAAGCGCACUUCGACCGCUGCAGUGGAAGAAGGCUCCGACGAGGAGGGUCAAGCCCAGGAUACCGACGGAUCUACCUCUGAAUAUAAAUGGGAAUGUGUGGCUGUCACUCUCCCUGAGUAUCAAGAGUUCAUAGAUACAAUCCGCAAGAGCAAGGAUGCCGACGAAAGACAGCUACGUGAACGUCUCGAGGAGCAUGUCUUGCCAAUCCUGGAGAAGGCCGAGGAGGCACAGCAGCGCAAGCGACAGAAGCGUGAGAAGGAGCUUCACAACAUGCAACUUCUUGCAGGUGCCAAGCGAUCCAGUCGUCUUGCUGCUAAGGAGGAGAAGGAACGAUCCGACCGUGACGCUGUAGAGACCGCCCGAAAGCAUGAAAAUGCACUUGCUGAGGCUCGCCGGGAACAGUCUCGAAAGCAACAAUUGGAGGUUGAGCGACAGUCUCGUAUGAUGACUCGCGAGCAGCGCACUAAAGAUCGCGAGCAGAAGCGGAUUCUCCACCAAGAGGAGAUGGAUAAGCUCAAGAUAGAAGAAGAGCGAUUGGAGCGUGGCGAGGGCCGCAUCUCUGCACGAAAUCUCAAAGCCGAGCGCGAUAAGAUGCAGAAGAAUUUGGCUGAUUUAGUUCAAGAAGACGAGUGGGUCUUCGACUGCUCUGGGUGUGGAGUGUACGGGGAAAAUCUGGACGAUGGAAGCCAUAGUGUCGCGUGCGAGAAAUGCAAUGUUUGGCAACACAGCAGCUGUCUUGGUAUCUCUAAGGAGGAUGCCGAGAAGGAAGAUUUCCACUUCGUUUGCCGUGACUGCAAGCGCAAGGAGGAAGAAGCUAAGAAGCCCAAAAUCGCCCCUUUGAAAUUCAGACUCAGCACAUCGGCAUCGCCGUCAUCGGCUCCUCCUCGGGAACAAAGCGCUCAUCUCCAGAAUGGACCUUCAGCUGCCCAAGCUUCGACACAACCCCAUCUCCCACCGGUCCCUGCGCGAGCCCAGUACUACGUCCCUCCGUCCCCGGAGCGUCGUCAAUACCCUGCAAACCAAUCAUCUUUCCCAUCUUCCAGUCCUUCUCGGCCUUCUUUCUCCCCGUCCAAAGGUAUGGACGCCCCAGCAUAUCCCUCUAUGAAACCGCUGCCUGGAAUUACUCAUAAUGGUGUCUCUCUGCCACCGAUGCAACCUGGGCCACAUCUUCCUUCAUUUGGUUCAUUUCAGUCUGCUCGUCCUUCGUCCUCUCACUCUGGCCACGGUGCCAUCCAAAACCGACCAUCUAUGUCACCCACUCAAGGCAACCACGAAGUUGGUCCUUUAGCAGGAUUCCCGCCCUCUCAGCAGCCUGCCAAUGGACCCGGUUCUUGGUCUCCUUUCCAAAACCAGAAUCAGAGCUACACGACUCCCCGGCCCCAGUCUGGACAUGGUGGUACAUUUGCCAUGUCCAGCAACUAUCCGUCCUUUUCAGCAGCCGCAACUCCCAACGGCAACCACAACCACUCCUCACCCCCCUCAAAGCUCACACGGCAUCGGAAUGUCUGGUAUCAGCCCCACCAAGCAGUCUCCUCGUCCUCUUACCUCCGGCGCUAUGGCAGUUCACCAGAUGCCCCGAUUCCACCGCCUGUGAAGUGCAUGACACCCGAGCAGGAGGAACGCAGACAAAGGGAGAAUGCAAUCAGGCACCACUAUCCCUCUAAUGGCCAGGCGCAUCCAAUGUCAUCCCCAUCUAUCAACCGAAUUCCUUCCUUGGGCCCGGCAGCAACCUCUCAAUUGCCAGAUCCGGUCCCAUCUCCUCAACAUGGGGAUCAGGAUCAUCGGCAGUAA